UUUAUCCAAUCCAAUAGUCUUUCUUCUCCUCUGCUUCGGUUCUUUACCUCUUGCAGAUAGAAGCCAUGGAUAGGCUUCUAUCCUCUUCUUCACUUCCUUCUCUUAACACUAAUCUCAAGCCCUUCACUUUUCUCCCUCGAACCAGUUCAUUUUGCUCUUCAAAAUUCAAUUUUUUACCCUCAACCCGUUGCUCCUUCAGAUGGGCCACCUCAAUUUCUUGCAAGCAUGAAAACCCAUCUCCAUUAUCGCCUCCUACUCCCAUUUUUGCCUCAUCAAUACCACCCAAUAACUUACCAUGUCUUUCGUCCUCUCAAGCCACCUAUUCUUACAGCUCCUUACCCGUGUCCCACCCCAUCAAUCAGAUCACUGGUGAGGAUUUCAAAAAACCUAAGGCAAUAACAGCUCGGAAAUUUGUAAUACUUGCUGCUCUUGUUAUGAUAUUAAUCCAACCAGCUUUUGCUCCAGCAGCUUUUGCAACCUUUCAAAAUGCUGCCAAGACCACAGUUGGUGGAAAACUAAUCAGCACUGAGCUCUUAAGUAGUGCUUGGACUGGUUUCAUUGCUGGUUGUUUGCACACACUAUCAGGGCCUGACCACCUUGCAGCUUUGGCUCCAUUGUCCAUUGGCCGUACCAAAAUGGAGAGUGCUGCUGUGGGAGCCCUUUGGGGUUGUGGCCAUGAUGCUGGCCAGGUUAUCUUUGGCUUAAUAUUUUUGCUCCUAAAAGAUCGACUUCACAUUGAAAUUAUUCGAACUUGGGGCACCAGGGUGGUGGGCAUUACCCUGCUAAUAAUUGGUGCUAUGGGAAUUAGGGAAGCUUCAGAAGUGCCUACCCCAUGUGUUGCUUUAGAAAAUGGUGAAUGUGAUGUCAGUGUCUAUGAAUCACUUGAUAAUCCUACAGUAGGAAAGAAGAAGAUUGGUUUUGCUACUUUUGCCACUGGAAUAGUUCAUGGACUGCAACCAGACGCAUUGAUGAUGGUGUUGCCUGCCCUUGCUUUGCCUUCUCGCUUGGCUGGUGCUGCAUUUCUCAUCAUGUUCUUACUUGGAACUGUAGUUGCAAUGGGAAGCUAUACGGUAUUUAUAGGAUCUUGUAGCCAGGCACUUAAGGAUAGAGUACCUAGAAUAACUGAGAAACUUACUUGGGCUUCUUCUCUUGUCGCAAUAGCCCUCGGAUUUGCCAUCCUCAUUAGCCAGUUUUUUGGAUUUAGCCUGUAUUAAUACACUUCAAUGAGCCUGGAACCUUUUUGAUGAACAUUGUUUUGGUGUCAAGAUGAAAGUAGGGACGUUAGAGAUUAAUUUGAUUGUUUGGAGCAAGUUCAUCAUCCAUGCAACAUGUGAUAUUGAUCGUUGUCUAUUAUUUGACUACCCUUGUGAAUGUAUAGAACUCUGGUAUGUUCAAUAAUUCUGCAGCUGAGAACUAUGUUUGUGUUAUAUUUGUAGAUUUCAAUUGAUUU
Gastrolobium bilobum is the source of this 1450-nucleotide messenger RNA. Its product is annotated as chloroplast protein FOR GROWTH AND FERTILITY 2-like. Bases 66 to 1214 code for a protein of 382 amino acids. The transcript is spliced from 2 exons. The record is from RefSeq and is a predicted model, not a curated record. Lineage: Eukaryota; Viridiplantae; Streptophyta; Magnoliopsida; Fabales; Fabaceae.